Molecule: messenger RNA, 1539 nt
Organism: Oncorhynchus nerka (sockeye salmon)
Lineage: Eukaryota; Metazoa; Chordata; Actinopteri; Salmoniformes; Salmonidae
Product: lens fiber membrane intrinsic protein-like
Exons: 5
Coding region: 247-768 (173 amino acids)
Cellular component (GO): plasma membrane
Molecular function (GO): structural constituent of eye lens
Source: RefSeq, a predicted model, not a curated record
UCAGUUCUAUUUCAAUUCGGUCAAUCCAGGAAGGGUAGCCUAGUGGUUAGAGUGUUGGACUAGUAACUGAAAGGUGGCAAGUUCGAAUCCCCGAGCUGACAAGGUACAAAUCUGUCGUUCUGCCCCUGAACAGGCAGUUAACCCACUGUUCCUAGGCCGUCAUUGAAAAUAAGAAUUUGUUUUUAACUGACUUGCCUAGUAAAAUAAAGUGCGUAGAGCCUCGCCACCGUCGCAGUGUCACUCAGGAUGCACAGCUUUAUGGGAGGAGGCCUGUUCUGCGCCAUAGUGGGGAACAUCCUGCUGGUGGUCUCAACUGCGACAGACUACUGGAUGCAGUACCGCCUGUCGGGCAGCUUCGCCCACCAGGGCCUGUGGAGGUAUUGCAUGUCGGGCAAGUGCUACAUGCAGACAGACAGCAUCGCCUACUGGAAUGCCACCCGUGCCUUCAUGAUCCUGUCGGCCAUGUCGUGCUUCGCCGGCAUCAUCGCAGGCAUUCUCUCCUUCGCCCAUUUCUCCGCCUUCGAGAGGUUCAACCGCUCCUUCGCUGCAGGGAUCAUGUUCUUUGUCUCCACUCUAUUUGUUCUGCUUGCAAUGGCCAUCUACACUGGAGUGACGGUGAACUUCCUGGGGAAGCGAUUCGGUGACUGGCGCUUCUCUUGGUCCUACAUACUGGGCUGGGUGGCACUGCUCAUGACCUUCUUUGCAGGAAUAUUUUACAUGUGUGCCUACAGAAUGCAUGAAUGCAGGAGAGUGGUGGGCCCACGCUAAAAGAGAGAGGAAAGCCAGUGGAAAGAAAAUCGGGACAUUUUGGCACCGCAAUUCCAACACGAUGAAAGAAUCAAGCUUACACCAAUAGACAUAUCCCUGAAAUAUAGAAACUGUACUGGAAAAUUGAGAACCAAAGAUGAAUACAAAUGUUUGAUUCUGCCUGAGUAGUUUACGUGUCAUUUUAAUAAAGCUAUAACUCUCUUUAGCAGUAAAACAUUUAUACUCUUUGUUACAUUCAGCCUUGAAACUCUUGAAUACAGAAAGGUCUUUGCAACACAAAUGUGUUAGCUGAUUCAUGCCAAUACAAAUGGAGGUAGAAAAUAUUUAGCAUUAUGUGUCAAUUAAAAUGGGUAACACGGCACAUACUCUAACCAAACAAAUUCAUCAUUUUAAAGGGUAACAACCAAGCUUUCACAUAGUGUGCAAUUCAAAAGUGUAACAGAAGCUACUGUGAUGAAACAAAUGAAUCAUGUAUGAAGUGCUCACUUUAGUAAAUGGAAUGUAAACAUUUGAACAUUUAAAUAUGAAUGACUUUGGCAAGAAAGGUACAGUUCACAGAAAUGUGUAAAACACAAACUACAAAUUAUCUUGAAAUAUACCGCACAUAGCUAGGUCUCUCCACGAAUAGAGUGCCUUUUGUCAUUUCAAUGGAUUCACAUGCAUCUAUGCUUUAACUAAGCCAAGCCUUUUUUAAUUUGUACUUAUUUACACAUUCUAAUAGUAGUGUGUUUUCAUUAAAGUAAGGUAUUUGUUUCUCUCUGAAAAUCCCCA